Messenger RNA from Rhagoletis pomonella (apple maggot), 2991 nucleotides. RefSeq names its product A-kinase anchor protein 200 (gene Akap200). Bases 335 to 2773 code for a protein of 812 amino acids. The transcript is spliced from 5 exons. The record is from RefSeq and is a predicted model, not a curated record. NCBI's taxonomy places the organism in Eukaryota, Metazoa, Arthropoda, Insecta, Diptera, Tephritidae.
UCGUUCCUUAAUGGCACAAAACUAUCAGUGUUGUGUUGAAUAUUAUCAACUACUUAAUUUUUAAUAAUUAUCCGGCAACGCUCGUUAGCGUCUUUGUCUUCGCAUUAUAUGCACCGCCUUUGGAUUAGGCAAAGCGUUUCAAUUCUUCAGUUACGGUCGAAAUAAGCAGACAUUUUUGAUUGAAACACUGUGUAGUGUGAAUAGAAAAGCAUAUAGAAAAGAAAGUUUUUGGAAGUUGUUUCGAAAUUCGGGUGAAAAGUGAUACUGUUUGAAAGACGCCGUAUAGAAUUAGUUUUUAACAUAAUCGAGAAGAAGCAGGCGUCAAAAAGACAACAUGGGUAAAACUCAAAGCAAACGUUCAGUUGAUAUAACCACCGAAGCUAAGAAGACUCCAGAUGAAGAUGUUGGAAAGUUGGAAAAAAUUGAAGAUCUCGAUCAAAAGCAAUUGAACGGCGAUGCAAGUUCUCAGGACAAUGCUGAAACGGAGGCGUUACAGAAAAAGGGUGGCGAUGAAACUGAGAAUGACAAAGAUUUGACAACCGAAAAGAGUGGAGGCGAAAGUGGGGCGCAAGAUGGCGGCGGUGAUAGUAAUACAGGACAGUGUAAUACAAGUGCUGUGGAGCCAGCUUCUAAGGAAGACGACUCAGCCGCCUCUAAAGACGGUAAUAAAACGGCUGAAGAAAUCUCGCCUCUAGCCGACGAAAACAACAAGAAGCCCAAGAAGGAGAAGGUAAAAAAGAAAUGGUCUUUCCGUAGCAUCUCGUUUGGGAAAAAAGAUAAACAAAAGCCAGUAAAGUCCGAGGAUGCAGCAACAGAAACUGCGGCGACCACAAAUUGUGAAGCUGCGGCUCAACCAGGUGAAGGAGCUGCCACAGAAGAGACGGCCGACGACGAAGCAGCUGGAGUAUCUGAAGCAAAAAAAUUAUGCGAGAAGCCCGUUGAAAACGGCGGCAAUAGCUCUGAGAAAGAAUUGCAUGGCGAGAAAACGUCUACAUCAACCACACCAACCGAAGAGCAGCCAACAAAGGUAAUCUCUUCUAAUGAAAACGCCACCAACAUCACUAACAAUACCACCGAAACAAAAAACUCAGUUGAGAAUAACUCAACCACUGCCACUGAAAAUAAUCAGACUGAGAAGCAAACUACUACCACUGCCAUUAUCGCAGCCGCAGAGACUUUUGUAAAUCCACCCUCUGUCGUGAGUAAUGGCGAUGCAACCGAAAAUAACGGCACAGCUGCGUUAUCGACUGUUGAUGACCAGAAAGAUCAAGUUAAAGACAAAGCAACAGACUUGAUGGGAGAAACGUCUGACGUUGCCGAAAAAAUUAAAAGCAUUCCAAACGAGGUGUCCGAUAACAACGCUGUACAUCAAAAUGGCACGAGCGCAAACGGUGAAGAGCUCGAAACCGAAAUCGAGUCCAAAUCACAAGUUGAGGUAAUAUUCCAAACAGAUCCAGCUGCCCUCACAGACGAUUUAGUUACUUUGACUACCGCUACUACUUCCUCCUCACCCAAAUCAACCCCUUUUUUACUCCCUGACCCCAACACUGAAUCGGCUAAGAUCGAAACUGGCACACCAAUCAGCGAAAGUAUGAUUACAGAAUUGACUGAACGUAAAAUUGAACAAACAGCUAUUGCUACAGAUAGCGCCACAAGUGUUGUGGUUGAUGCGGCUUUGAAGGCAAUCGAACCUGUAUCAACAUCUAUAGUUUCAGACACAGUUUCAAUUGUAGUCGCCAAUGUUGAUGCAGGGAACGAAGAGCCGUUGGAGCCUGCAUAUCGCAACGCAAAUCAACCAGCUCAAAGCGCAGUCGGAAGUCAUUAUGAAAAUGAAGGCGAAGAUUUGAGUACAGCAGUAAGUGCAACAUCAACGGCUCAAGAUUCCCCAAAACCUCCUCCGCUACCUGUUUCCCCACCACCCUCACAGGUGUCGGUUUUUGCAUUCAAUGACAACAAUCAAGCCGAAGAAGAAGGGAUUUGUGCCGCUUCCCCAGAAAUUGUUACUGGAAUCGGAACCUCCGAACCAUCAUCCGCAGUUCCAUGCAGUGAUAUCAAUAGAAUGCCUGAUUUACAACAAUCUUCUAAUGAAGAACUCUUAAAUAAAGAAGAUAUUGCAAUCGAAAUUCUCUCCUCCUCACUUGAGACAAAGUCUGCCACAACCGCGCAAAGUGUGCAAAAUGAAUCUAACACAGAAACGAUUACGGCUGAUGCUAUUGAAAAACCUGAAAUUUUGGAAGUGGCAGAAAAUUCCAUCAAACAAGUGGAAGAAAAUUCAGUGGAAAAAUUAGCAGCCAAUGAAGAGCUUUCGACUACCAGCCUUCCUAAUUCAACGGGCGAAAUCGCACGAUUACGGGAACACACUUUAGAAAAUAAAGAAGCAGAAUUCGUAAAGGCGGCCACAGCAGUGGUAGAUGAAAUAACCGAAAAAGCUGUGGAGCUAAUUCACCAACAGAAAGAUAAUCAUCCACAGCCAGAAGUUGAUGUAUCAGACGAAAUCAUUGCAACAAAUCAUGAUCUUAAGACUGAGAAUAUCGAAAUUAGUAACCAUUCUAGCGAUGGCAUUAAAAAUAAUGCAAUUUUAUUGAAUUUCGUAGAUGCUCCUAUACAGGAGGUAAUAGCCCAACUGGAACCUUCAACUAUUAAAUGUGAUGCAACUACGCCGUUGGCUGAUAAAUCACACUUGCAUGGCUGCAUAAAAUCGACUGAUAAGCAUUUAGUUGAUACGGAAAUUCGUAGUGACAGUGUGGUCAGUGUUAAUGAAGCUCAAAAUUAAUGCGGCGACAACAAAUAAUUAACGAACGAACAAAAAAUACAGCACUUUAAAAGAUACGAUUAAAUAUGAAAACGAAAACAUUGCCGCCUAUGCAUCCAAGGAUAUUACUAACGCUAAGGAUCUAAAAGAGAGUGCUGCGGCAGAGGUCACAACACAGGAUCUUCCCGUUAUAUGCGAAUAAUCCUACUCAUAAUUAUAUUAUACAAACAAAAAAAAAA